AUGAGAGAUGAUAACUCCAAGAAAAGCAAGCUUUCGUGGCCCAAAUCAUUGGUCAAGAAGUGGUUCAAUAUCAAGAGCAAAGUCGAGGACUUUCAAGCAGAUGGUGUCCUUUGCGGAGGUGUUGAUGAAGAGUAUAGGAGAAACUAUUCAUAUAGGGAGGCAUGCACUGUCAAGAAAAGCAAAAUAGGUUCAACUAGCUUAGAUCUUCUUACGAAGAAUACUGGUAGCAAAAGAUCAAUAGAGGAACAUGCAGCAUCUGAAACAAUGGAUGAUAAGAGAAAUAAUGAGUUUGAAGCUUUGAUAGCUGAAUUGCACCAGAUGAAUGCUGAAAAUCAACGUUUAAGAGAGUUGGUUGAUCAGGUUAACAAUAACUACAAUGCUCUACACAUGCAACUUAUCAAGCUAAUGCAGAUGCAGCAAAGCCAUGGGAUUAGCAGAGUCAGAGGGGAGAAUGAUAAGAAAGAAGAUAUGGUUCCAACAAGGUCAUUUUUAGAAAUGGGUGUUGCUGAAAAGGAUGAGUCUUCCCAGCAAUCUUCAAAGGGUGAACUGCGAGAAAGCAAAAGCAAGGUUGAAUUGAUGGAGUGUAAGACACAUCAAAUUUGCACCACCAAAGAUCUUGUUUUGGAUCCAUAUAAACUGGAUUCUGGCAGGGAAAGUUCAAAAGCCAGAGUGGAAUUACAAGCAUUCCCAGGGUGGAUCUCUAACGAAGUUCCUAGAUUGAGUUCUUUCAAGGAUCAAGCAUCAGAAACCAUGUCAAUGAUCAAGAAAGCUCGUGUAUCAGUUCGAGCAAGAUCAGAAUCUUCAAUGAUUGCAGAUGGAUGCCAGUGGCGAAAGUAUGGGCAGAAGAUGGCGAAAGGGAAUCCUUGUCCACGAGCUUAUUAUCGUUGCACAAUGAGAACUGGUUGUCCAGUACGCAAACAAGUACAAAGGUGUGCUGACGAUCGAAGUGUGUUGAUCACUACAUACGAAGGACAGCAUAAUCAUCCAUUACCUCCCACUGCCCAAACAAUGGCAUCAACCACUUCUGCAGCUGCUUCAAUGCUUCUUUCAGGAUCAAUGCCUAGUGCAGAUGGACUAAUUAAUCCAAGCAUAUUAGAAAGUGCUGCACUUAAUCCAUGCUCACAAAACAUGGCAACUCUUUCAGCCUCAGCCCCAUUUCCAACUAUCACAUUGGAUCUCACUCAAAGUGCUACUAAUUCCUCACAACAGCUACAAAGGGAACCACAGGGCCAACUUAGUCUCCUAACUCCACUUUUGGCUCAAAAGUUUAUCUCAGCUCCUAAUAUUUUUGGACAUGCCCUGUGUGAUCAAACUAAGCUUUCUAGCUUACAUGAUCAGUCUCAGGGAACAAACACAACUUCAUCAUUUGCUGAUACAUUACAUGGAGCUAAGGCUGCUAUCACUGCAGACCCGAAUUUUACUGCAGCUCUUGUGGCCGCUAUAACAUCAAUCGUUGGGAGUUCACAUCCAAACAACAACGGUACCAGUAAUACAAAUGGAGAUCAGCAGUAA
Molecule: messenger RNA, 1512 nt
Organism: Gastrolobium bilobum
Lineage: Eukaryota; Viridiplantae; Streptophyta; Magnoliopsida; Fabales; Fabaceae
Product: WRKY transcription factor 6-like
Exons: 8
Coding region: 1-1512 (503 amino acids)
Biological process (GO): regulation of DNA-templated transcription
Molecular function (GO): DNA-binding transcription factor activity; sequence-specific DNA binding
Source: RefSeq, a predicted model, not a curated record